AUGCAGGGACUCAAACCAAUAGUUCCCACUGAACCCUCCACUCAGAUUCUUGGGACAACAACUAAACUUGCUUCAGAUUUACCAGCAACUGAUUCUUUCUUGGGUAAAAACAAGGUGCCAGACCUACAGAAACUUUUUCAGAAAGCAGAUGGGCUCCCAGUACACCUGAAACGAGGAGUUCCAGAUAAGCUGCUCUAUCGGACCACUAUGGCUCUAACAAUAGGAGGGACAAUCUACUGCCUGGUAGCACUGUACAUGGCCUCACAGCCCAGGAGCCAGAAGUAAAGCAAGCACAGCUCAUGGAACUGGAGACACUUCUCUGAAGGACCUCCUGCAUGCAUCUCUGCACUGGCUUUAAUUCUGUGA
Messenger RNA from Merops nubicus (carmine bee-eater), 366 nucleotides. It is a transcript of the gene COX7A2L, whose product is annotated as cytochrome c oxidase subunit 7A-related protein, mitochondrial. Bases 1 to 285 code for a protein of 94 amino acids. The transcript is spliced from 2 exons. Gene Ontology annotation, biological process: regulation of oxidative phosphorylation; mitochondrial respirasome assembly; mitochondrial electron transport, cytochrome c to oxygen. Lineage: Eukaryota; Metazoa; Chordata; Aves; Coraciiformes; Meropidae. The record is from RefSeq and is a predicted model, not a curated record.